AUGUCCUUCAAGCAAUUCGUCCUCUCGGGCCUCCUGGCAACCGCCGCCCUCGCAAAGACCGACAUUGGCGGCUGCGUCACCACCAACAUCGUCACCACCGCCACCAACGGCGGCGAAACCUCCGUUUACACCACCCUCGUCUACUACCUCCCCGACACGGGCGAGAUCUGCGAGCUCCUCGACUGCGGUGGCGGCCGCGCUCCUCCCAAGACCACCGUCCCCGGAUGUGCCGCCUACAAGGGCACCGAGACUUACUCGCCCAAGUUCCUACCUACGAGCACCUCCGAGGCUCCCGAGCCUGCGGAGACUAGUGCUGGUGCCGAGAGCUCGGAGUCUGGUGAUGCUCAGACUAGCGCUGUCCCUACUCCCUCGGCGAACGGGACUGGCAGUGCCGGCGGGAAGAACGGUAAUUCUUCCGAGACUGGCUCCGGAUCUACUGGGGCUGGUAAGGAGGGUGGUUCCGGGGCUGCGGUGAUGGGCACGUCGCUCGUUGGUGGUUUGUUGGUCGCUGGUUUUGCUGGUGCGAUGGCUUUGCUCUGA
This is a messenger RNA of Scedosporium apiospermum, 540 nucleotides long. Its product is annotated as putative Siderophore biosynthesis enzyme. NCBI's taxonomy places the organism in Eukaryota, Fungi, Ascomycota, Sordariomycetes, Microascales, Microascaceae. The transcript is spliced from 2 exons. The record is from RefSeq and is a predicted model, not a curated record. Bases 1 to 540 code for a protein of 179 amino acids.